AUGGCGACUGCCAUGCCCGCGCGCAGCGCGGCCUACGGGCGACGACCCGUGACCACCGGAAGCCGAGCCUCCAGCUCCAGCUCCCGCUUUUCAUCGUCAAGCAUCCCUUCCAUCAUUGAGGAUUCCGCCACCGGCGCAAAGUACAUUCGCGGUAGCUUCCUUGGCAAGGGUGGCUUUGCCCAAUGCUACAAGCUCACCGAUAGCAUGACCAAGCGUGUCUAUGCCGGCAAGAUCGUGGCCAAAUCCUCCCUCAGCAAGCACCGUGCCAAAGAAAAACUGAAAAGCGAAAUCCAGAUUCACCGCUCGCUCACCCACAAGUACAUUGUCGGCUUCCACAGCUACUUUGAAGAUGAACACAACGUCUAUAUCUUGCUCGAGAUCUGCUCCAACCAGUCAAUGAUGGAGCUGCACAAGCGCCGCCGUGGCAUGUCGGAAAUCGAGGCUCGCUGGUUCCUGCUUCAGAUUGUCGAAGCCACAGCCCACAUGCACGCACGCCGAGUCAUCCACCGUGACCUCAAGCUGGGCAACCUCUUCCUCAACGAAGAGAUGCAGGUCAAGGUCGGCGACUUUGGCCUGGCCACCGCCCUGACCCAUGAUGGCGAACGCAAACGCACGCUCUGCGGUACCCCCAACUACAUUGCCCCCGAGAUUCUCGAGGGCAAGGACUCGGGACACAGCUUUGAGGUGGACAUUUGGUCCAUCGGCUGCAUCCUCUACACCAUGAUCGUGGGCCGCCCUCCCUUUGAAACACGUGACAUCAAGACUACGUACAGCAAAAUUAAGCGCAACGACUACAGCUUUCCUUCUACCCUUCAGAUCAGCCCCGAGGCUGUCGACCUGAUUCGCAUGUUGCUGCACCGUGACCCCAAGUGCCGACCCAACUGCGAGGAGAUUAUGCGCCAUCCCUUCUUGGCAGGCAGCGCGUACAUCCCUCAGCGCAUGCCCAUCAAGGCCCUGCACAUGACUCCAGACUUUGCCGGCAUCCCUGGCCAGGUGCGCCCCGCGGCCACCUACCGCGCCCAGCCCGGCUCGGCUCACACCAACUUGGAGAACCCCGUCACCACCACUUCAGUGGGUGCUAAGAUUCAUGCCGAGAGCCUCGUCCCUAGCGGCCGCGCCCCCCUUGGAUCACUCAACACCAACCGCGAGGAUGCCCGCCAUAUCAGCAAGCCUGCGCCAAAGGUCAUCGACAUGCGCAGCACCGAUCCCCACCCCAAGACCGUUGCACCCACUCAAACACACCGCGUAGCAUCUGUCGCCGCCACUUCGACCACAACUCCCUCGACCACCCCGCGAGCUGCAAACGACAACCUGCAGGCCCUUUACACGCGCCUUUCACAAGUGACGGCCCUGCAAGCUGCCGCCUCGUAUCGCGAGCCCAUGGAGGCCCCUGCCCCCGAGGCCAAGGCCGGCUAUGCCGUGACCAAAUGGAUCGAUUACUCGUACAAGUAUGGCUUGGGCUACCAGCUCUCUGACGACAGUGUUGGCGUCCUCUUCAACGAUAACACAAAGAUGGUGCUCUCCUCCGAUCUCCAUCACGUUGAGUUUACAAAUCGUGAGCGCAAGGGCGGAGCCACGACGGCCAUGACCCUGGAUUCUUUCCCCGAUGACAUGACCAAGAAGAUCGCUCUUCUCAAGUACUUUCGCGAUUACAUGCGUGACAACUUGCAGGACGGUCCCGCGGCACUGGCCAAGGCCUCGGCGCAGACGACGGACAUGCCAUUUGUGAAGAAGUGGCUUCGCACCAAGCAUGCCAUUGUGUUUCGCCUCAACAUUGGCAUUGUCCAAAUCAACUUUUUUGAUCAUACCAAGGUCGUGGUCAACGGUCCACGCGAUACAGUUGCCUUCAUCGACACGGAGGGCGAAACGCGCGUUUACACCCUCGAUGAGAUCAGCCGCAGCAAGCAUGCCAGCAUUGAUGUCCUCGUGGCCCGCCUGUCCUACGCCACCGACGUUAUCAACCACAUGUUGAGCAAGAGCCGGCAAUCCAGCCCCCAGCGCGCAUAG
Molecule: messenger RNA, 2007 nt
Organism: Monosiga brevicollis MX1
Lineage: Eukaryota; Choanoflagellata; Craspedida; Salpingoecidae
Product: polo kinase
Exons: 7
Coding region: 1-2007 (668 amino acids)
Biological process (GO): mitotic cell cycle; regulation of cytokinesis; protein phosphorylation
Cellular component (GO): nucleus; cytoplasm; centrosome
Molecular function (GO): protein kinase activity; ATP binding; protein binding
Source: RefSeq, a predicted model, not a curated record